AAGCCGCAGGGAUUCAUCGAGGAAGAGGAGGCGACCAUGUUGAUUUAAAGGAAGAAGAAACACAAUAGAGACAAUUUAUUUCAGGACAUUUCCAUUUACUUCAGCAGAAAGUUGUUGAUUGACCGCAUUCGGAGCGUCGCUCAUAAAGCAACGCAGGAUUUCAGGUGGGACGUUUGAGUCGUCGGUCUGGAUAUUUUGGAGACGGGGACUUGGCCUCGCCGUGCACCUCGGGCCGACCGGAUCAUCCGCGCCGUCGACGGAGAGGAGGAGGAAUAAAACCGCAGCACAAAGGAACCGCACCGAGGACCCAACGGGGACGGAAAGCUUCUCUGCUUUGGACUAAAAACCUUGUUGGAUCUUCGUCUUUUUCCCAGAUGAAGCAACAGAACCUCUCCCGGAGGAAGUAGAUGAAAUUCUGGGUUUCUGGGGACGACCUUGAACAAAGCCGGAUCAGGGACAUGCAGCAGCUCUCUGGGACUCGCAGUAAAACGCAGAGAGGUCGCUGACGUUCUCGUUUUGGUGCAGAUUGCCUUAGUCGUUCUGUUUCAGGACUGGAACCACUCUGAUGCUUGUCCACGUAUAAUUUUUCUAUAUCGUGGACGAGUGGAUUUCUGCACAUGCUUGCAGAUUUCUCUUCAUUUCGAAGAGUUUUUGUGUAAAAAGCUGUUUUUGUUGGCUGCGCAGCCGCGCCCGCGCUGCGCCUUCCCGUGUUUAUAUGUAAAUAUUUUUGAGCCGUUUCUCUGCAAAACGCUUCAGACACACGGAUAAUAUCGUUGAACUCUUUAUCAAACUUUGACUUUUUUUUGUGCAAGAGAAUUUAGAAAAAGAGGCAAAAACCUUAAAAAAAAAAAUAAGUUCAGGAAAAAUGGCAACGGCCCGAACGGAGAACCUGGGCCCGGUCGUGAUGGGACUGAAUAAGCAGAACGGGCAGCUCAGAGGACAGCCCAAGCCCGCCGCAGGACCCCCCGCCUCGGCCCAGGGCAAGAACCCGGCCGGGGGCAACCAGGACGGGGGAGGGAUCCGCUUUGGAGACGACUGGAAGAAAUGCCUACAGCUCCCCCCGAGGGACACCAGGGUGAAAACGUCGGACGUCACGGCAACCAAGGGCAACGAGUUUGAAGAUUACUGCCUGAAAAGGGAACUGCUGAUGGGGAUCUUUGAGAUGGGCUGGGAGAAGCCGUCACCCAUCCAGGAGGAGAGCAUUCCCAUCGCGCUGUCCGGACGGGACAUUCUGGCCCGAGCGAAGAACGGAACGGGGAAAAGCGGCGCCUAUCUGAUCCCGCUGCUGGAGAGGAUAGACCUGAAGAAGGACCACAUACAGGCCGUGGUCAUGGUGCCCACGCGUGAGCUGGCGCUGCAGAUGAGCCAGAUCUGCAUCCAGCUCAGUAAACACCUGGGAGGCGUGAAGGUCAUGGCGACGACCGGCGGCACCAACCUGCGGGACGACAUCAUGCGCCUGGACGAGACGGUGCAUGUGGUCAUCGCCACGCCCGGCCGCAUCCUGGACCUGAUAAAGAAGGGCGUGGCCAAGGUGGACCGAGUCCAGAUGAUGGUGAUGGACGAGGCGGACAAGCUGCUCUCUCAGGACUUCGUGGUUCUCAUCGAGGACAUCAUCAGCUUCCUGGCCAAGAACAGGCAGAUCCUGCUCUACUCCGCUACCUUCCCCAUCAGCGUCCAGAAGUUCAUGGUGAAGCACCUUCAGAAACCCUAUGAGAUCAACCUGAUGGAGGAGCUGACCCUGAAGGGCAUCACUCAGUUCUACGCCUACGUGACGGAGCGGCAGAAGGUCCACUGCCUCAACACGCUGUUCUCCAGGCUCCAGAUCAACCAGUCCAUCAUCUUCUGUAACUCCACUCAGAGAGUGGAGCUCCUGGCCAAGAAGAUCACUCAGCUGGGCUACUCCUGCUUCUACAUCCACGCCAAGAUGAUGCAGGAAUACAGGAACCGCGUGUUCCACGACUUCAGAAACGGGCUGUGCAGGAACCUGGUCUGCACCGACCUCUUCACCAGAGGAAUCGACAUCCAGGCUGUGAACGUGGUCAUCAACUUUGACUUCCCUAAAAAUGCUGAAACGUACCUUCAUCGCAUCGGAAGAUCAGGGAGGUUCGGUCACCUGGGUCUGGCCAUCAACCUGAUCACCUCAGAGGAUCGCUUCAACCUGAAGGCCAUCGAGGAGCAGCUGGUGACCGACAUCAAGCCCAUCCCCAGCAGCAUCGACAAGAGCCUUUACGUGGCCGAGUACCACUCCAGCAGCGGCGACUGCGACGUGGAGGAGGUGGAGGAGAAACCGCACCGCCCGCAGGACAGCACCUAAAACAGAGCACCGCGACACUCCGGGCUGCAGCAGACGUCAUCGCUCGCAGCAAUCCCUCGUUCCCCGCCGGCUGGAAAGUCUGCAUUAGUUCCUCAGAGCUCUGCUUCUUAUUGUAAACUGUUGUUCUGCACCCGCCCCGCCCCACACCGCCCCCCCCCCCCUCCGCUCCAUCAGUUUUCUCCUGCAGCGGCCGCUCCGACGGCUGCUUGUCCCCGCCGUGCGCGCCCUGCAGCCCCCCCCCCCCCCCUCCACUGACACCGCUGUUGUCACUAAGUGCCUUACGUCGUCCCUCGCGCUCGCUCCCUUCACGUCCCGCUGCAGCAGCAGCAGCAGCAGCAGCAGCGUACGAGCACAACAGCAACCCAUGUUUCAGCGUCCGUUAUGCAAAAGAGACGGAGCGGCCGCUCUCCUGCUGAGGCGUGUUUCUAACGUGUUGCAAUAAAAAGGGCAGCUUUCUUUAAAUACUGCGCGACUGUUUCCCCACAUUAUGAUUUACAAACGAGCAGAAAUGAAGUCUAAAAAACGCCCCGCAUGAACUCCAGGGCGCGCACGCAGACCGCAGACAUACGUUUAUUUCCCAGAAUCCCGUCUGGCUGCUGUCGCCGGGGGGAACGAAGCGAGUGGAGAUGGUUCUGGUUCGGGUCCAACGGCGGUGCAGAACAACGGUUAACGCUCCCUGUCCCGUUUCCCUCUGGUUGUCCCGCUGAACGUGUCGGAGAACCCGGAUGUGUCGCGCUCAGUGAAUGUAUCAGAUGCCAAUGUUUGUUCUGCAGCCCAGUUUGACUCGAUCCGGUCGGUUCUGAGCUCAGGUCCACUUAACCCCGCAGGUUGGCGCUGGAAGGGAAACUUUUCCCCGGGCUGGAUGAACGUCUGCUUCUGAUGGGACUUGUGUGUAAAUUUGGAGCCAAACUUGCCAACAGUCGGUUUGAAUUGUCCCGUUUUUUAAGCAGACGUUGGUCCAGCGGAACCAGAACCCGGCACCAGAACCCAGCCCCAACCUGCCGGGUUAUCCCUGGACCGGGCCCGGCUUUCAGCCCAGAAACCUCCAAACGUUUCUGUCUGCUGCUGCUGUCUGGAUCUGGUUCCGGUUUGACUUUCCUGAUGGACCAGGGAGCGAUGAAAGCAGUUCUGGCCGGACAGAACCGGGUCAGAACGGUCUCCCCUCCUGCAGCAGCAAUAACCGCAGCUUUUCCUUCUCCUGCCCGGCUCCACUUUUUAGUUUCAGAACAAUGUGAGCGUUUAGUUUGGACCCGGCAGGACUGUAGCAUCUCUGAACCGGCAGCUGGGGCGUCUCCUCCCCUUACAGAGCAUCACUAAGGAUUUAGGAAAAAAAGAAAAAAUAUAUUUUUUUGCUUUUUAAGAUACAUUUUUGUUGCUUUUGGCAGUUCUGAUGGGUGGGCACAGAAACCAAGUGUUUAAUGGCAUCUUAAAUCUCUCUGGUACUUAAAUCUGGGCAGAAAUCUUUAGUUUGAAAUUAUUUUUAGUUUUUUUUUUUUUUUUUUUUUUAGUGCCAGACGGAGCUGGGAGUCGGACCGGAGCGGUUCUGGAAAACAACGUUGAUCUUCUGUACGUCUGUUUUCCCGAGCGGCUCGAUCCGUGUUCCUGCCGGGCAAAAUCUUUAUCCAAGGUGUUAGAAAAGCGUCUGGAACCGCCACCGGGAAGCUGGAAUGAUUCUGUUUACAUUUUCCCAUUUAAAAACCAGAAAACAACCUUCAUCGGAGGAAGAGGAGGAAAUAUUUUUACCCUUUCUGGAAACUGAUUUUCAGGAUCGAAGCAAAACCAAAAAAAGUGAAUGUGGGUUGGAGGUCAGAUGUGUGUGUUUCUGUAUGUGUGUGUGUGUGUGUGGGGGGGGUGGGGGGGGUGGUAUGUGUGAAUGUGUGUUUCUGUGUGUGAAUGAUGAUGUUUGGAUCAGUGGAGAACCGCCGGCACGCAGCUUCCUCUGAACCAGGAACAGUCAGGAGGACGAAUCAAACGGAGCGAAGCUGCAUGUCGGCGAUUCCGUCUCUUAUCAUUCGUCUGAUCGGGUUUUGGUCCAGACGUCCAAUCAGAUGCGAGCUCUCGUCAGGGAUGUGAUCUUUGUCUUUUUGUGUUCCCCCCCCCCGGUUCUGAUCACAUCCCUGACGAUGGAUCCGUCAUCAUCAUCUCCUCUGGGAUCCAGUUCCAGGAUUGGUUGGUGAGACUCUCUCAUCCAAGCUUAUUGUCAGAGCCUAAGCUAAACAUUCCCGCUAGAAGGAAAACCUUUUUGUGUCUCUGGACCGGGUCCAGCUGCAGCCGAGCCCGGAGCUAGGUCCGAUUGCUUUGGUCCGACUGGAAAUCAGAGGAGAUCAUGAUGAAGAUUGUCUUUGUCUUUGUUUUGUGUCUGCGCUCUGAUGCGGAGCGAUGGGGGGUGGGAAGGGGGGGGUUCUGGGUCCAGGCGAAUUCCUGAAGGAGGAAACUAAACCAAACCUACAACUUUGACACCAUGAUGUGAAUUUCUGCGCCGUAAAGUUAAAUUGGAUCCUGAAACCUGCUGCUUUGAUUUGAUCUGGCUCUGCUGCUGGAGGUUUCUGACUCGUCCCGCUUAGAAUCCAUGGAAACGUUUUGAUUUGGCUCCAACCGCCUCCAGCACUUCAAUCUGGACUUUGUGCUCAGGAAGUCUGUUUAUUUUCCUCCUACAGGUGGCUUGAUGCUAUUAAAUGUGAAAAAAACGUAAAACUUUGAUUGGCUGAACUAAAUAAACUGUAAUUUGAUUUUUUUUCUUUUCCUUUGAGGAAAUUCCAGUGAAUUGUUGAGCAAUCUGCCCUCUACUGGUGUAACAUGGAAAAACAAGCAGGGACUUUAAAUUCAAUAAAUUGACCUGAACUUUC
Fundulus heteroclitus (mummichog) is the source of this 5160-nucleotide messenger RNA. Its product is annotated as probable ATP-dependent RNA helicase ddx6. Gene Ontology annotation, cellular component: cytoplasmic stress granule; P-body. Gene Ontology annotation, biological process: cytoplasmic stress granule assembly; P-body assembly. Bases 866 to 2314 code for a protein of 482 amino acids. The transcript is spliced from 13 exons. NCBI's taxonomy places the organism in Eukaryota, Metazoa, Chordata, Actinopteri, Cyprinodontiformes, Fundulidae. The record is from RefSeq and is a predicted model, not a curated record. Gene Ontology annotation, molecular function: RNA helicase activity; ATP binding; mRNA binding.